This is a messenger RNA of Priapulus caudatus, 910 nucleotides long. RefSeq lists its product as uncharacterized. The transcript is spliced from 4 exons. The record is from RefSeq and is a predicted model, not a curated record. NCBI's taxonomy places the organism in Eukaryota, Metazoa, Priapulida, Priapulimorpha, Priapulimorphida, Priapulidae. Bases 281 to 910 code for a protein of 209 amino acids.
GACCCUAACCUAAUGUAAAAGUGACUACGUUGCUGGAAUAUAAAAUGAAGAGCAAUAUACUGAUGCUACUUACAGUUUGCCUUUCUUAUAAAAAUUAGGAAAUUAAGAUUAUGGUGUUCGCUUCACAUUCCAAUUAUCUUGUCAAUCCAGUUACAGCUUGGAAUCUAGCUUCAUUUCCUAGAACCUUAAGUAACUUGAAAUUAUUGUUUAUAACUGCAAGUUAAGACCUAUAAAAAAAUUGCAGUGAUAUUGCUGUAGUGCGUAUAUCUUGAACGAAAACAUGUCAAUUCUUAGAAAAAUCUUUUCAAAGCGUACAGAAGACAUUACAUUUACAGCGUACAUUGCGUUUGCAACAGGAUUCCAGAGCAAAGUGCUUUUGCGCCUGCAAAACAUCGAAGAAGCACAGGCUCAAAUCUUUCAAAUGCUGCGCUCCCUGACCUCUGCCAGCAAAGCGGCAGAAGAAGAAGACCUGGAAGAAAUACUAUCAGGCCCAGCAGACACAGUCGAAGAGCUGGAACAACUGUGCAACCGCCUGACUGAUCACUCUUUUAAGAAACAAAUGACUUGCUAUUUGACUUCCUUGGGCGGCCGCAACAUAGGUGAUACUAUUACAAGAAUGCUAAGAACAGUUGGGACCAAUGCGUUGUGGUCCAACUACAGCAUGAAGGGCAAGAAAGGCAAAGGAUGUUUUAUAGAGCUAUCAGUCGCCAUACUCAUAACACGAGCAUGCAUGAAGAAGCAUGCAAAGGCAAAGGCGUCAGAGAUACAGGAGGAAAUUGGAGACUGCCUUAAGUAUGGUCCAAAACACAAAGCAGGAGCAAAAUACAAGCUGGAAGACAUCAAGGAAAAGGUCAUUCCACAGAAAAGUGAUAUAGCUGAGACGGAACAACAGAUAGGCUACGUGCUAUGA